Fusarium subglutinans is the source of this 939-nucleotide messenger RNA. RefSeq names its product argininosuccinate lyase. The record is from RefSeq and is a predicted model, not a curated record. Lineage: Eukaryota; Fungi; Ascomycota; Sordariomycetes; Hypocreales; Nectriaceae. Bases 1 to 939 code for a protein of 312 amino acids. Gene Ontology annotation, molecular function: argininosuccinate lyase activity. Gene Ontology annotation, cellular component: cytosol. The transcript has 7 exons.
AUGGCCGCCAGCAAUGCCCGUGCUCCUGCUGAGGGUAUGCUCUGGGGUGGGCGCUUUACAGAUAAGCUUCUCUAUAAGGAGGAUAUUCUUGGCAACAUUGCUUUUGCCCGCGCCAAUGCCAGGUUAGGCAUCAUCUCUAAUAACGAGUUCACCGAAAUCGAGCGCGGUCUCCGAGAGGUGAUGAAGGAGUGGGAGGCAGAGACUUUUGUUAUUAUGCCCAAUGAUGAGGACAUUCAUACUGCGAAUGAGCGACGCUUAUCUGAGAUCAUCGGUAAAGAAAUUGGCGGGAAACUCCACACUGGUCGCAGCCGAAACGAGCAGGUUGUUACCGAUGUGCGAAUGUGGUUGCGCGAGCGUAUUCGUGAGAUUGAGAGCCAUCUUGUUGCCUUCCUUCAGGUUAUUGCCGCCCGUGCUGAGGCUGAUAUCGACCAUAUCAUGCCUGGGUACACGCAUCUUCAGUUGGCCAUGCCAGUUAAGUUUUCCCAAUGGCUUUUGUCGUAUGACUUUUCCUUUGCGGCUGAUCUAGAACGUUUAUGGGAGGUCUUGAAACGGGUCAACAGGAGCCCACUCGGUGUCGGUGCUCUUGCCGGCAAUGCCUUCGGUAUCGAUCGUCAAAUGAUGGCCAAGGAGCUAGGCUUUGAAAGCAUCAUGUGGAAUAGCAUGGGCGCAGUUGCUGACCGUGACUUUGUUACCGAAUUCUUAGCUUGGGAAGAAGAAUCCCGACGGCCUCGAACUUUUGAGAGUGUGCAGAUCGCAAAUGGCAUCCUCAGUACUCUUAAGCUUCGACCUGAGCGGAUGACAGCGUCGCUCAACUCUUCUCUUCUCGCCACCGACGUUGCAGACGCCCUGGUGAAAAUUAGCGUGCCUUUCCGUGAGGCACACCAUAUUUCAGGGCGUGUGGUGGCUAAGAGCGAGGUUCUUAAGGGUAUGUUAGCUUAG